UAAUAAAAUUUCUUGGUACUCGUCAACGACAAUCAAUCUACAUAGGUAGGCAUACCCGGAAUUCCCUUCACAACAAUUGACAAUAGUAAAUCGAUUCGCAGAGCCGUUUUUUAUGCUAUAUGGACAAUUGUUGGCUGGUUUGUGUAUGUUUCUACAUCAAAUGAAAGGCUAAGGCUCAUGAUUCACAUAUAAGGGAAGUAUGGAUACUAUAGUUAGAACAUUAACCUUUGUACUGACUAUACAGAUGAUAACAUCUAGUGAUUUGGAAUGUCAGAUGGAACUUAAACCGUAUAAAUUGCAACCACUCUACCGUCUCAAUUCAAAAAAUGUUGUAACUAUUGGACGACAAAUACGAAUUCGUUCAGCUUAUAAUUGUCACUUGAAUUCAGAAGCUAUUAUAAACGAUUACAACUUUCCGAAUGAAAGUAUAACAACUGCGCUUUUUAAAUUUAUUUGCGACGAAUAUAUUAAGAUUUCUUUUGAUCAGUUAGAAAAUGCAACAUAUCAUUCAAAUUUAAUUAGCUACAUUCAGCUAGACAAAUGCAGCUUUGAUCCAAGGGAGAUUGAUUUAUUCUUUUUGAUAACUAACGCUCGUGUAUUUGUUAUAUUGACUGCUAAUUUUACUUCUUUUGAAGCGACAGCUUACAGGUCAUCAUGUGAAGGCUUCAAAAAUAUUCUAUCAUUAGCUCUUACUUCUAUACACAAUGAUAUCAUGAGUUUUAUACAGUAUAUGUUCAAUUGUAACAAUGAAACGUUCAACGUAAAAGAGGUUUUGUUAGGUCAGUGCAUAGGAGCUAUUCAUCAACAGCAGCUCCGUAAAAAAUUUCCAGACCUACAAACAUUAGAAGUCCUGAAUUGUGAUAUAAAGAACACAGUCGAAUUUCCGUGGUCGAUACGUGAUGCGUUUCUUCCAGAUAACAUAUCAAGGUCAGAGUAUCUACAAAACCAUAUAAGUACGUCUUACCAUCUAAAUAUCCCAUAUGAUAUUUUUCGGAGGCAUUUAUCGUUAACAAACAAUGGACUCACCACAGGAAGUGAUAUACAAAUAAGUCGUAGGUUGCACUUUUUCAAAAUUUCCCAAAACAACAUUUCCUUGUUUGAUGAAGAUGUUUUUAAAAAUGUGGAAGGACUGCAAUUUAUUAUAUUAAGUGAACUUGGAUUACAAGAAAUAAGAGGACUGACUUUUUCAGGACUGACUGAAUUACUGUAUCUUGAUCUUACUAAAAAUAAACUUAGUAAUUUACCGCCUGGAGUGUUUGAUCAGUUAUCAAGCCUAAUAAUUCUUAGUUUAGCACAUAACAGUUUAAAUGUAUUACCGAAACAAGUGUUCCUUUACCUUAAUAAACUGAUUUCUUUAGAUCUGGGAUAUAAUAAAAUACUCACAGUAGGUGACGAAAUACUUCCAGUGAAUAGUGUAGCGUUGCAAAGAAUCAACUUGAAUAACAAUCCAAUUAGAGAAUUUCCGGUUACAUUACUGUAUAUUAGAGGCCUAGAAACAAUUGAUCUUCCAUUUACAAAUAUAUCUUUUCAAAAUAUGAACUUUCUUGAAAUCAUCGAUGAGACAGCACUUGUAAGAAGUGUUGAGCAAUCCAGAAGCUCGAUUGAGAGAACUUAUUUAGAAACAACAGACAAUUGGAGAGAAAUUAACUUACAGCAAUCUAAUGUCACUGGAUUCUUUAUCACAAAUAAUGUAAGCUCACAUGCAAAAGAAAUGUUGUUGAUAAUAUUGAAGCAUUACAAAUUCAUAUUUACAAUGAAAUCUUUUAAUUGUUAUUCUGAUAUAAUGCCGUUUAAUGAAUUAAUGCAAAAUUUGUAUGAGAGGGGAGUUUGGAAAGGAAAUGAAUAUUUCUACACCGAUUGGAUAUGCAAAGUACCAUUACAAUUCAAUGAAAGAACUGUACUUUCACUCAAAGCAGAAGAUACAUAUUCAAUAGUCGAUAUUUCUGAAUGCCCAAAUUUAUGUGCGUGUUAUAUACGUGAAGUAUUUAAUGUUACCAUAGUAAAUUGCAGACAUAAAAGACUAAACACACUUCCUAAAAGUAUGCCGACGGGAAUGUUGGAUCUAUGGUUAGAAAAUAAUAACAUUUCAAAACUAACCGUACGGAAAUAUUUAGGAGAUGUACGACAACUUCUUAUGUCCAACAACCAAUUAGUUAAAAUUGAGCCUGAAGUUUUCACUAAAAUGAUGAAUUUAAAAAUGUUGAAACUUGACAAUAAUCUCUUGAUUCGCAUCCCAGAAAGAAUUAACGAACUAAAUAUAGAUAUGAUAUUCUUGAAGAACAAUCCAUUUGCUUGUGACUGUCAUGCUUUGUGGUCUAAAAAAUGGCUUAAAACGAAUAGUUAUUCAAUCGACAACUUACGUGAAGUAACUUGUUUCAAUGAAAACCACCAGGAGGCGCAACAAAUAGUUAACUUCAAAGAUUACAAAUUUGUGUGUAAAGAAGGAACAAUAUAUAGAUCAUAUGUAACUCCCGUUGUUGUUGGGACCGCAUUGCUAAUUCUUGUAGGCAUUAUAGUGAUUAUGAUAAUAUACUUUAGAGAAGAGAUCAGAGUUCUUCUCUACGUAACUUUUGAAUUACAUCCUUUCGAUCGACGGAAGUGUGAUAAAAGGGAAGUAAUAGACCUUGCAAUUAUUUACACUAAAGACUCCGAGGAAUUUGUGGAAGAAAAAUCGGUAUUGCCCCUUAAACGAUUGCAAUUCGUAAUUUUUAGUGUUGCACACGAUUUUAUUGCUGGAUAUUCUUUGCAAGAAAAUGUUUCCUCUGCAGUAUUCCAAAGCAAACAUGUUCUUCUUAUAUUAUCCGAUGAUAUGAUGUCAAAUACAGUAUUAAUGGAUUAUACAUGGGCAGAGUGUCAAAAUAAAAUCAAAGUAAACAGAGCUAAUUUUCUGCUAGUAACAAAUGUUACAAAAAUGACUGUAUUUCCUGUAUUGAAUAAGGACAUUCAGAAGCAUAUAAGACUUCAUAAACAUUUAAAUUGCACAGGUGCAUUAUUUUUCAGUAAAAUCAAAUAUAUCUUAAGAUCAUAUUCAAAGAAUAACAUUGGAACUAGACCAGGUAAACAGAUGAUUGAUAUUAGUCCAACAAAAUUGUUUCCGUUUAAUAGGGAGCUGCAAAUAACAAUCGACAAUGAAUAUGAUUUAUUCUUUUGUUAUUCAAGCGAUGAACGUGAUUACUGUCAAAACAACUUAAUACCACGAUUAGAGAGAGAAUCAUACAGAAUUUGUACUCCGGAUAGUCAUUUUCAUUCUGGUGCCUGUAUAUUGACAAAUAUUGGGCUCGUUGUCGAGUCAUCGUCACAUACAGUUUUUGUAACUUCUAGUUUUAAUUCAUUCGAUGAUUUGCAAUUGUUUGUGUUUCAAAGGGCAAUCGAAAAGACACGUCUUCAAAAGUAUAACCAUUUAAUAGUGGUAUUUAUGCAAAUUAAUGGAAGUGAAACGGAAGACAGAGAUGUUAAAGAUUAUCUUAAUUCUUAUGCUUACCUAGAUGUGAGAGACCGACUUUUUUUCACAAGAUUAAAACGUGCGUUAAAGUCGCAAAUAAAGGUUGAUUUAUCAAAUAUACAUAUUCUUAGUACAAAAAUGUAGCAUUGAAAUUGCGUCGUUUGAAGAUUGUUACAUGCAAUUUUUAGCACAAAUGUAGGUAGCACUGCAUAUUAGUCAAGAAACAGUAACUGUAUGUUUGUUUGAUAAAAUAAUUGUGUAGAUUCGGAAAAUAUUGUUAUUGUUUAUUUCUGCCAUUGUACUGUAUUAACCUUAAAAAUAUAUGACACAUUCAUAUCUCA
Mytilus californianus (California mussel) is the source of this 3783-nucleotide messenger RNA. RefSeq names its product toll-like receptor 6. Lineage: Eukaryota; Metazoa; Mollusca; Bivalvia; Mytilida; Mytilidae. The record is from RefSeq and is a predicted model, not a curated record. The transcript has 2 exons. Gene Ontology annotation, biological process: signal transduction. Gene Ontology annotation, cellular component: extracellular matrix. Bases 200 to 3586 code for a protein of 1128 amino acids. Gene Ontology annotation, molecular function: protein binding.